CGUUUGGCAGCUGUACCAGGAGCUCUCAACAUGAGGUCCAGAGAGGUGUCUAUGUAAGUGAAUGAGGCUAUUGUUAGGCAGAAUAAAUGAAAUAACCUGUCAGAGAGAAAGCAGAAACACCAGGAGUGGCGAAUACAACAGUUUGGAACAUUCCUAAAACGAAGGAAUUAACUGGCGGCUCAGCGUUAACAAAGGGCCUGAAAGACCACGGACAACAACUAAAGUGGAUCAGCUCAGAAUUCUGUACCUGGUUAAAAAGAAGCCAUUCACCACAUCUAGUUAAGUCAUGAGCGCUCUCGAGGAGGUCGACGCGUUAUUAGAGCUGGGCAGAAAAGUCCUAAAGACACGAAGACGCCCUGGGCCGACGAAACCGCGGUCAACUUGUACCACAGUGAUGAGGAAUGAGGAGAAACAGCCCAUUAUCCAGAGCAGCGGAGCGCGGUGGCAGCGUGUUAUGGCACGGACGCGUGGCCGUCGGCGGAACCGGAUGGUGCUGAUGGAAGAUGGGACCGCUGGGUCAAAUAGGUGCAGGUGGGUCAUCACCGAACCCGAGCAGCAGAAGGAACCAGGCGUCUACGGACAACAAACGGGAUAUUCUCCACCACUGCGCUCUGUUCCACCUGGUCUCAGCCCAGUAGAACCAAUGGACCAACACUGGAGCGACAGUGAAGUCCAGGAGAAGCGUCUCUGCCGGAAACCUGCACAUGGUCCCUGAGUUCCAGGCCACAGAGUCUCAGACACAAAGGCAGAGCUUCUGAGCUGAGCAUGUGAGGAAACUGCUUUCUACUGGUUAGAUGUCUGCACAUUCACUGUCUAAUAUUUAAUGUGAGAAUUGUGUAAUCGCUCUUCAUCUGUUGUCACCACUGGGUGGCACUCAACCCCAGAUAUUCAUUUCCAAAAUCAGUCUUUAUAAUUCUAGACGUCGAUUAAGCAUUUACCUUAAGUGUGAGUCAGGCAUUACUUGACUGGCACCUGAACGCUUUCUGCCCUGUGGCCGUGGGGAAGUGAGGCGCACUCGCAGGCGGAUGCAGCCGCGGGAUGACGCACGCGUCUAUGUUCCAAGCAAGAGGCUGAGAGGCACGUGGAAAUCCCCCCCUUUGUGGCUGGCUCGAAUUCCAGUCCAGGGUUUGACUGAACCAGCAACCAGCCUGCAGGAAUCCCAGCAGAGCUCUGCUGAUUUCAGGUUUUACAUCGAGAACCACACGCGGAACCCGGACGACCUGAGCCGGAAGCAGGUCCGGAUCUACCAGCUGUACAGCAGGACCACGGGGAAGCACGUGCAGAUCCUGGGGAAGAAGAUCAAUGCCAACGGAGAUGAUGGGGGCAAGUAUGCUCUCCUCGUUGUGGAGACGGAAACCUUCGGGAGCCACGUCCGGAUAAAAGGAAAGGAGAGCGAGCACUACAUCUGCAUGAACGAGAAGGGCAAAAUAGUGGGAAGGCCCGACGGACGGAAGCAGGAUUGUGUGUUUGUGGAGGAAUUCCUGGAGAACAACUACACGGCCCUGGUGUCGGCCAAGUACAAAGGAUGGUACCUGGGCUUCAACCGCAAGGGGCGGCCCAAAAAGGGCUCGCGCACCACGCAGCGGCAGCAGGAGGUCCACUUCAUGAAGCGCCAGCCCAAGGGCCGCGUGGACCCGCUGGAGGAGUUCCGCUUCACCACAGUCACUAAGCGGACGCGACGGGCGCGGCGGUUGAAACCCAGCCCCCGGAGGAACUGACGGCUCCAGCGGGACGGACCCGGACUGCGAAAGCCCACCUUUCUGUAAAAGACCACGUUCAAAAAGAGCAAAAAGGUCAAAGAUGUUCUACUGCGGCAUUUCAGGAUGACUGAGCAGCUCACACCGUGUGUGUCGUGUUAUUUAUACUGGAUAAACUAAAGGACCUCUGAGAGAAUUCCUGUCACACUCGUUCUCACCUUCUUUUUCGGCAGUGGGGGCUGAAGCGGGACCUGUAAUGUUAUAAAAAUCAGCCAGCUAGAGAUUUAUUGGAAUACCUGUCGGUUUUUGUUUGCGUUGCCCCUGACAACACGGAUCCCAUACUUUCCACUGGAUUCAGACACCAUGGAGAUGAAACGGGGGAGAGGUGGCGGUCGCAGGUGACGCUGUGUAGCUUUGAGUGCAAUAUUUUACAGGCCCCUCUCUCUCUCGCGCUCGCUCGCCCGCUCGUCUUCGUCGUCCUGGUUUUGUUUUUCUGUACGUCUCUCAUCCUCCGCUCCGCUCGUCGCUCCUGGAAUGCUCCAACCCUCGCAGUGCUGCCUGGGAUUUCCUCCACGUUUCCAUGCAGCCUGCGACGCGGCUAACACACAACAUGCUUUGACUAGUCAGGCUCCAGCUGUGGCUUUAACUGUCUCUAAACACACAAACAGCAGCUGAUGUGAUUCCUCACUCCACCACGUCUUCCAGCUUCAUCACGUCUGGGAGACGGAUGCAAAUCGAGCUUCUUCUCUCCUCGAACUCGUAGGAGUUUGACUCUGAGCGUGAUAUUUGGGGAUGAAGACUUCCUCUACCUCCUUGUUCCUUCUCGUUUAUCUUUAUUUGUGACUGUCUGCGUGCUGGUAAUCUCAAGCAUCUGUCAGUCGAUGCUGAGCUGGACCUGGGUCCUGUGGUCGUCUGAGAGCCACGGACGGGAAAGCUGGGGCUCGUUCGACUCCCAGUCACUUCAGAAAUCCACAGGACAAUUGAGACUUCUCCUUAGAAACCUAAAGGACUAAGUUGGUCCGGAUUCAGGGAAAACUCGGCAAUCUGUGGUAAAAGGGGAACGUUUGCUCUUUGGCCUCUUUGUACCUUUAGUAUGUAUUCACCUGUCCACUGGCAGGCUUUUGUAUGAGUUGCUACUAACAUGACACAUUUAUGGGUUUUUUAAACAAUUGUAAGCAAAUUAAUUUUAUGACUAUUAUAAAGAUAUUUAUUGCCUCCCUUUGUAAAUAAAAUUUGAUGAGUUUUAUCUGGCCUCUUUUAAUAAAACGAGGACUAUAUUUUAAA
This is a messenger RNA of Betta splendens (Siamese fighting fish), 2981 nucleotides long. RefSeq names its product fibroblast growth factor 24 (gene fgf24). The record is from RefSeq and is a predicted model, not a curated record. The coding region runs from base 1026 to 1718 and encodes 230 amino acids. Gene Ontology annotation, cellular component: cytoplasm. Gene Ontology annotation, molecular function: type 2 fibroblast growth factor receptor binding; growth factor activity; type 1 fibroblast growth factor receptor binding. Gene Ontology annotation, biological process: positive regulation of gene expression; positive regulation of cell population proliferation; limb morphogenesis. The transcript has 4 exons. NCBI's taxonomy places the organism in Eukaryota, Metazoa, Chordata, Actinopteri, Anabantiformes, Osphronemidae.